Messenger RNA from Mauremys reevesii (Reeves's turtle), 1363 nucleotides. Its product is annotated as G-protein coupled receptor 22-like. Lineage: Eukaryota; Metazoa; Chordata; Testudines; Geoemydidae. Gene Ontology annotation, molecular function: peptide binding; G protein-coupled receptor activity. The record is from RefSeq and is a predicted model, not a curated record. The transcript is spliced from 2 exons. Gene Ontology annotation, biological process: G protein-coupled receptor signaling pathway. Bases 116 to 1363 code for a protein of 415 amino acids. Gene Ontology annotation, cellular component: membrane.
GAGGGGGAGCUGCCGGCGCUGGGUCUCCACGGGGCACUGGCCGGAGCGCUGAAGUUGGAGGGGGUGCGCGGCCCCCGGUGCGGGAGCAGCCCAUGAGCCCAGGCCGCUGUCCGACAUGGCGAGCGCCAUCUACGACACCCUCCUGGAGAGCCCGGACGGGGCCAGCGCCGACGCCGGCUGGUCCCUGCCCUACGCACUGGGCUUCCAGGUGUCGCUCACCAGCUUCCUGCUGCUGGAGAUCCUGCUGGGCUGCAGCAGCAACCUGACGGUGCUGGCGCUGUACUGCUCGCAGCCCGGCCUGGUGGACUCGGUCAGCACCGUGGUGACCAUGAACCUGCACGUGCUGGACACGCUGGUGUGCCUGGUGUGCGCGCCCCUGACCAUCGCCGUGCUGCUGCUGGCGCCGGAGCACAACGGGCCCCUGCUCGGCUGCUUCCACGAGGCCUGCGUCACCUUCGGCAGCGUGGCCACCGCCGCCAACGUGCUGGUCGUCAGCCUGGACCGAUACGACAUCUCGGUGCGGCCGGGGCGCCGGGUGCUGACGCCCAGCCGCGCCGCCCUGCUGCUGGCCGCCGUCUGGCUGCUCUCGCUGCUCGGCUUCUUCCUGCCCUUCCUGGAGCUGGAGAUACUGCGGGGCCCCCGCCCGGCGCUCUGCCUCCGCGUCCCCGGGCCCCAGGCCGAGCUGGCCACGUGCUACCACCUGCUGCUGCAGAUCCCGGCCUUCACCGCCGCCGGGGCCGUCAUGCUGAUGACCUACGCCCGGGUCCUGCGGGCCCUCGAUAUCCGCCUGGGUGGGCGCCGCUCCCGCAGCCAGCGCCGCCGGAGCAAGCGCCGCAAGCGCCGGAAAGCGGCGGAGCCGGGUGCCAGCGCGGGAAAGGCCCAAAGGCCGGUGCAGGUGCCGCCGGCGCUGCCCCCCCAGCCCAUGCGGGUGCAGGCCUCGGUCUCGGUGAUCGUGGCGCUCCGGCGGGCCGUCAGGCGGCACCGCGACCGCCGGGAGCGCCAGAAACGGGUCUUCAGGAUGUCGCUCGUCAUCGUCUCCACCUUCCUGGUGUGCUGGGCGCCCAUCUCCAUCACCAACCUGCUGGUCCUGUGCCUGGGGCCCAGCCGCCUGCUGCUCCAGCUGCGCCUCUGCUUCCUGGCCCUGGGCUACGGCACCACCGUCUGCCACCCGCUGCUCUACGCCUUCGCCCGCCAGAAGCUGCGCGCCGCGCUCCGCAGCAAGCUGAAGAAGCGGGUGGUCUCAGCGCUGCAGGUGGAUCCUGUGCCUGGGGGCACCGUCACCCACAACUCCUGGGUGGAGCCCCACAAGGGGCGCCGGGCCCGGCCCGUGGGCAGCGCGGGGGCCCAGGGGCUGCGGGAGUGA